AUGGCAUUGACAUGGUCGAGCAUGAUGAACAUAGGUGUUGGUUCAUCCCAGAAGAUGAUGUUGUUUGAGGUAUCGUGCAGUAGUAGAAAGAGAGACAGAGAUAUUCACCCAUACAAAGUCGUUGAGAUUACUCCUCCACCCAAAUCUCUUGGUGUUCGUUCUCUUCCACCCAACUUGCAGUGUGGGGAGAGUGUCACAAUUGAAGGACAGGCUUAUACUAUUUCAGCUGUAACACUACGAUAUCAGCUUCGCAAAGGAAAAUACGAACAAAGCGAGAAGAGACUCGAUGUUUUGUCAACAGGAAGAUACUUAGUAAAUUUGUAUUUAGAAAAUUUAUUAGAACAGACUUGA
Messenger RNA from Vicia faba (fava bean), 351 nucleotides. Lineage: Eukaryota; Viridiplantae; Streptophyta; Magnoliopsida; Fabales; Fabaceae. The record is from the annotation of a GenBank genome assembly.